Messenger RNA from Lycium ferocissimum, 2016 nucleotides. RefSeq lists its product as uncharacterized. The coding region runs from base 59 to 1795 and encodes 578 amino acids. Lineage: Eukaryota; Viridiplantae; Streptophyta; Magnoliopsida; Solanales; Solanaceae. The transcript has 2 exons. The record is from RefSeq and is a predicted model, not a curated record. Gene Ontology annotation, cellular component: Golgi apparatus.
GAUUUAGAGGUUUUUGGUGAAUUUCUUGUGGUGGUAGUGAUUGGAAGGAAUAGGAAAAAUGGUGGGUCGAUCACCAAAUUUGCUGUCCCGGAGUGGAAGUUUCAGGCCGGAAAAUCUUGGGCAAAAUGCAUUGGCGAUGAUAGGGAAUCUCUGUUUCACUAUAUUUGUAGUUGGAGUUUUGAUUUUCACUAUAAUUGCUGCAACUUACGAGCCUGAAGACCCUUUAUUCCAUCCUUCGACGAAAAUCACUAGUUUCCUUACAUCUAAAUCCAAUGCCACGUUCAAAGCCGAUGAUACUGUUAUGAAGACUGGUGAGGAUUUUAUUGGUGCAAAUCAGACAGCAUUUUCUACCUUUAUAAACCUAACAGAUGUCGAUGUUUCGCUACCGGCCACUGAAUUUGGCACUGAGAAUAAUCCUGAUUGUCAGGGGAAAACUGAUGAACCCAUUGAUUGCACUGACCCGGAUGUGUUUCAUUUGUUGAUGAGGGCAGCCAUUGAGAAGUUUAAGGAUAUACAUUUUUACAAAUUCGGGAAGUCGGUCCGUGGAUCGAACGAUAGUUCGUGCCACAUGGCUUGGCGGUUUAGGCCUACGGAAGGGAAGACUGCUGCAUUUUACAAGGAUUACCGCGAGUUUGUGGUUUCUAGAUCAGAGAACUGUACGCUUCGUGUGGUUAGUAUUGGUGAUUAUCAUUCUGGUCCCAAUGCUCGUAAAAGGAAGAGAAAGAACAAGGACAAAACUUCAGGUAAGUCCGAUGAGGGGUUUGAGAAAGCACAAGCGAAGAUGGGUGGACAAAAUAUCAUUCUUCCCGAGGUUGGUGAAGCUGUGAACGACUCGCUCCCUGUGGUGGAAUCGGAGAGUUCUUUUAGUCACGGGAAGUAUUUGGUAUAUCACGGUGGCGGGGAUCGGUGCAAGAGCAUGAACCAUUAUCUCUGGAGCUUUAUGUGUGCGUUAGGCGAGGCACAGUAUUUGAACAGGACCUUGAUAAUGGACUUGAGUAUCUGUUUAUCCAAGAUAUACACUUCAUCUGGUGUAGAUGAGGAAGGGAAGGAUUUCAGGUUUUACUUUGACUUUGAGCAUUUAAAGGAUUCGGCAUCGGUUCUUGAUCAGGAACAGUUUUGGUCCGAUUGGGAAAAAUGGCACCAAAAAGACGGUUUAUCUCUCCAUCUUGUCGAAGAUUUUAGAGUUACACCUAUGAAAUUAUCCGGACUAAAGGAUACUUUAAUCAUGCGGAAGUUCGGAAGUGUGGAGCCGGAUAAUUACUGGUACAGGGUAUGUGAGGGCGAGACGGAAUCCGUUGUUCAACGGCCAUGGCAUUUGGUGUGGAAAUCGAGACGAUUGAUGGAUAUUGUUUCGGCUAUUGCUUCGAGGUUAAAUUGGGAUUAUGACUCGGUUCAUGUUGUGAGAGGGGAGAAGGCAAGGAACCGGGAAUUAUGGCCACAUCUUGCUGAAGAUACUUCUCCCGAGGCUCUUCUUUCUAGCUUGCAAGACAAGAUUGAUGACGGAAGGCACCUGUAUAUCGCGACGAAUGAGCCAGAGACGUCUUUUUUUAAUCCUUUAAAGGAUAAGUAUUCGACACAUUUCCUUCACGACUAUAAGGAUCUGUGGGACGAAAACAGUGAAUGGUACUCAGAGACAGCAAAGCUUCAUAAUGGAAGUCCGGUCGAAUUCGAUGGUUACAUGAGGGUUUCAGUUGAUACCGAAGUUUUCUUGAGGGGUAAAAAACAGAUCGAGACAUUUAAUGAUCUCACUAAAGACUGCAAGGAUGGGAUCAAUACAUGCAGUACUUCCAGCUAAUCUAUGCACUGUCACAUUGGGGUAAAUCUUGUACCAUUCCGUUAUUUUAGGAAACUUUUUAUCUUAAUUUGUGGAAUGAAAAUCAAGAUUUCUGUUAGUUCUUUUUCGCAAUAGUAAAAUUUUGUUUCAUUAGUUACUACUUUCUCAGUUUUGUUAUAGGUAUUUGAUUGACGCUUGUACCCCGUCAUUUGGUAACUUAUAUCAAAUUUUUAUGUUUGUUA